Cuscuta europaea is the source of this 2539-nucleotide messenger RNA. Lineage: Eukaryota; Viridiplantae; Streptophyta; Magnoliopsida; Solanales; Convolvulaceae. The record is from the annotation of a GenBank genome assembly.
CUGAGUUAUACCCGUAGGCUCAACACAAGAUUGCCAUGUGUCCACGAAAUCUCCACAAAUGGUGCACCUUGCCCUCCGAUGGAUAUCGCCUCUUUUCUCGUCUUCUCUCCCUCACACAGCUUGACAUUUCCACCCAACUUCUCCCCCCUCCUUAAUUUCCUCGCUUAUAACCUAUAUUAAGCUUCAAAGAAAACGAAAGAUCCAAACUUUAUCGGAGAAAAACUACAGAAUGUCUGCUUCUUUAGUAUUACCCCACAGUUCAAUUCAUAGCUCAACUGUUUUGUUUUCAAGAACCCAUUUUCCCCAUCUGACACAGAGAGAAUUCCCAGCACCAGAGCUGUGCUCUGUUACUUUACAGAGCAGUCUGUGUUUCAGAAACCAAGAAACCCGGAAGAGGGUGACCCGAAGAGUGAAGGCUACUGCUGUGGAGCCUGAGGGGGAGCCGGAGAGGAAGAAGGUGAAGAUACUGGUGGCGGGCGGCGGGAUAGGGGGUUUGGUUUUUGCUCUGGCGGCGAAGAAGAAGGGGUUUGAGGUGGUGGUGUUUGAGAGGGAUCUGAGUGCGAUAAGAGGGGAGGGUAAGUACAGAGGUCCGAUUCAGAUACAGAGCAAUGCUUUGGCGGCUUUGGAAGCCAUAGAUAUGGAUGUUGCCGAUGAGAUUAUGUGUGCCGGCUGCAUUACCGGCGACCGGAUUAAUGGUUUGGUUGAUGGUAUUUCUGGAAAUUGGUUUGUCAAGUUUGAUACGUUCACUCCUGCAGUAGAACGGGGACUUCCUGUAACAAGAAUUAUCAGCCGCAUGACUUUGCAACACAUCCUUGCCCGCGCUGUAGGGGAAGACAUUAUCAUGAAUGAAAGCAAUGUGGUCAACUUUAAGGAUGAAGGAAAUAAGGUCACAGUAAUUCUUGAGAAUGGGCAGGAAUAUGAAGGUGAUGUGCUAGUUGGUGCUGAUGGAAUACGGUCGAAGGUGAGAGAACAUUUGUUUGGGCCGGAGGAUGCUACUUACUCAGGCUAUACUUGCUACACAGGGAUUGCAGAUUUCGUUCCUGCUGAUAUUGAGACAGUGGGGUACCGAAUAUUUCUUGGCAACAAACAAUAUUUUGUUUCUUCCGAUGUGGGUGGAGGGAAAAUGCAGUGGUACGGUUUUCAUAGUGAACCGGCUGGCGGAGUAGACAGGCCAACUGGUAAAAAAGAGAGAUUGCUAAAAAUAUUUGAAGGGUGGUGUGACAACGUUAUCGAUGUAUUGCUUUCUACGGAUGAAGAUGCGAUUCUGCGGCGUGACAUUUAUGAUAGAACUCCAACCUUCACAUGGGGUAAGGGCCGUGUCACCUUACUCGGAGACUCGAUCCAUGCUAUGCAGCCAAAUUUGGGUCAAGGAGGAUGCAUGGCUAUAGAGGAUGGGUAUCAACUAGCUCAUGAACUAGACAAAUCUUGGAGGCGAAGUGUGAAGUCUGGGACCCCUAUAGAUAUUACCUCUUCAUUAAAAAGUUAUGAGAGAGAAAGAAGGCUGAGAGUUGGAAUCAUCCACGGGCUGGCCAGAAUGGCUGCAAUGAUGGCAGUGGCAUAUAAGGCCUACUUAGGUGUAGGACUCGGUCCAUUAUCCUUCUUGACCAAAUUUAGGAUACCACACCCAGGAAGAGUUGGUGGAGGAAUUUUUAUGGAAUUCGCAAUGCCUAUAAUGCUUAGUUGGGUCCUUGGGGGCAAUGGAGGAAAACUUGAAGGCAGGACAUUACAUUGCAGGUUGUCAGAUAAGGCAAAUGAUCAGCUGCGGAAAUGGUUUGAAGAUAAUGAUGCAUUGGAGCGCGCCAUGAAUGGGGAAUGGGUUUUAACUCCAAUCAAGAAUGGAAGUACUGCUUCAGAACCCAUUUUCUUAAGCAGGGAUGAAAAGACGCCUUACAUUGUUGGUUCUAUAGCUCAUCCAAACUUUCCAGGAACAUCAGUAGUCAUAAAUUCUACGGAGGUAGCGGAAUUGCAUGCCCGGAUCAGCUAUAAAGAUGGAGCUUUCUUUGUGACUGAUCUGCGGAGUAUAAAUGGCACCCGGAUCACCGAUAAUGAGGGUAGAUGCUAUCGCGUGCCUCCCAACUUUCCAACUCGUUUCCGUCCAUCAGAUACCAUUCAGUUUGGCUCAGAUAAGGUUGCCUUUCGUGUAAAGGUGAUGAAGUUUCCAACGAGACUUGGGGGCGAGAAGGAAAGGGGAGAAGUUUUGCAGGCAUUGUAGGGAUAAACCUGAGUUAAUCAAUUAUGCAGAAGAAGCUAAGAGUAGAUGGAAGUACAUAAUUAAAGCACAGUAGCUGGCUUGUAAAUCUGCUAUAGCAUUUUGUACAGAUUAAUCCUGAGGAUGAAUGGAGCAACUAGAAAUUGCACUACAGGGGGGUGAGAUGCAAGCCCCCAAAUAAUUGUUUCUUGUAUUGUAUAGGACUGCAUAUGUUUGAAUGAAGCCAUUUUUACUUGUUGAGGCUUUUGUUCCCCUCACCUUGCCUGCUGCUAUGUGGUAUUGGAAGGACUAGACACCAGUAUUCUGAAUCAAUGAUGGAACAAUUAGGCA